Messenger RNA from Heterocephalus glaber (naked mole-rat), 1085 nucleotides. The record is from RefSeq and is a predicted model, not a curated record. Lineage: Eukaryota; Metazoa; Chordata; Mammalia; Rodentia; Bathyergidae.
UCCCCCAGGGCCCACACAGUGGUCUCUGGUCAUGCUGUGAGCUCUUAAGACUUUGGGCCUUUGAAGCCCCAGACAGCAUGUUAAGGACUGAAAUGGGCAGAAAGAAUCCAGGCUGGUCCUGGGUGCAGGGUGGGAGCACUGGCUGACAUUCUGGUUAGGACCCAGCAACUUUCCCAUUGAAACAAGGGCUAAGGAGCCCUCCUCUGGCCUGCCUUUGAGUUCCCCAGAUGGGGGUGAGGGUCCAGGACCAGCCCCAACAUUGGGGUUCCCCUGGCAUCCUGUUGGGAGGGUGAGGCUCCAACAGGCCUCCUCCCCAGCAUUUUCCCAGCCCCAGGCCGCUGACUCACAUCCAAGCCCAGGGCCCCUUACUGACUGGACUGGUUUGCCUGGCUCAGCCCAGCCCAGUGCACACCCCCUUGCCCAGAAGCCUUCAGAGCAGAUGGAGAGCACUUGCCCUGGGAAUGCUGCACUGGACAGACCCAGGAGGGACAGGAGAACCAAAGUCCACUGGUCUGGGUGGGGUCAGGGAAGCCUGGAGGGAACCGUCAGCUGCAGAGGAAGACUGGCCAGCAGGCAAGGGGCCCUGCGACCCCUAAGUGUCCAGAAGGUCCUGCAGUCGGAGUUCCUGGAGCAGCCAGAGGCGGCGUGCUUCCUGUGGGAGGGUGCUGCCUCCUCCAUCUCCUGGAACUUUGUCAAGCAGCAAUGGAGGGCCAAGCGUAGAGGACCAAGCAGCCACUCUCAUCCACUGUGCCUUCCAGCAACACCUGGCAAGGAAGGAGCUGGCUCGCCAGGUAUACCUGGAGCAGAUGGAGAAGCUGCAGAGGGAGGUAUGGCCUCGGGGCACCAGGAGCAGGAAGCGGCCCGGCGGCGGCGGCGCGAGAAGGAGGAGGCGGCGAGGCGUGAGCGGCUGGAGGAACUGCAGCGCCGCCGCCGCCUCCUGGACGCCGCCUUCGACGCGUAUUUGGGCGAGAUCCGGGCGGUCCUGAACGAGGUCAGCGCCGCAGGGGUGGGCGGGGCCUUAGAGGGGCGGGACCAGGAGAGGCGGGCCUGGAGCCCGUGGCCUGCGCAGGUGUAGCAGCUGCUGA